AUGAGCGCCGUCGUAGCCCUCGUGGUGAUUUUCGCAGGUGCCUACGUGGCCUACCAGCUUUUCCUCUCGCCCCUCUCUCGCAUACCCGGGCCCUUCUGGGCAAAGCUGUCAUAUUUUGGCAUGCUGCUUGGUGCUCUUGGGAAUGACGCCCAUCGCGAUUUUUUAUCGCUUCACAAGAAAUAUGGCAAAGUUGUCAGGAUCGGCCCAAACUCCCUGAGCGUCACAGAUCCCGCAGCAUUCCGUGAGAUUUACAAGGCUGGUGGAGAGAGGGACGAAAAAGUCCAUGGGGAGCAACGCAAGCUAGUUGCCCGGGCAUACUCUAUGGAGUCAAUGAUCCACCUUGAGCCACGCGUCGACGAAACACUCACAACCCUGCUCCAAAAAUUCGACGAGCUUCAGGGCCAGACUAUCGACCUCGCACAAUGGCUUCAGCUAUUCGCGUUCGAUAUAAUCGGAGCUAUAAGCUUCUCCCGACCCUAUGGGUAUGUCGAAGCCGGCGACGACAACGGCAUAUUUGCUCUUCUCAAAACCACAUUCAAAUCUCUCGCGUGGUUGACCCGUGCUCUUUGGUUUUUCCGAUUACACCAGCGCCUCAAGUCUUUCUUCGGAGACUUCAUCUCCUUGGGGGCCAGCAAUCGGAAUGGGUACUUUCACCAGUUCGCGUGGAAGGAGAUCAAUGCCAGAAAAGCCCGUGAAGGCGACGACCGAGACAUGCUCGGAAAGCUUCUGACAGUGCAGCAAAGCAAGCCUCAGAUGAACGACACUAACAUCGCGUUCAUGAUGACAAGCAACGUUACUGCCGGGUCAGACACGACAUCUUUCGGGCUCAGCGCCAUCUUUCAUUAUUUACUCAACAACCCAGACAAGUACCGCUGCUUAGUGGAAGAGUUGGAAAAGCAGAAAGCCAACGAGCGGUACUUCUUCACAUUUGGCGGCGGCUCACGAACAUGUAUUGGUAGAAAUAUCAGCUGGCUUGAGAUGGAAAAGCUUGUGCCCACUCUAUUGAUGCGAUACAAUUUUCAACUCGCACCUGAUGCUAAACUGGUUGAUGAUUGCGGGUUUCUUAUGUUUGCAAGGGGGCUUUAUGUAAACUGGACGUUACGAGAUAUUUAA
Diaporthe citri is the source of this 1113-nucleotide messenger RNA. RefSeq lists its product as uncharacterized. Gene Ontology annotation, molecular function: oxidoreductase activity, acting on paired donors, with incorporation or reduction of molecular oxygen; iron ion binding; heme binding. The record is from RefSeq and is a predicted model, not a curated record. The transcript has 9 exons. The coding region runs from base 1 to 1113 and encodes 370 amino acids. NCBI's taxonomy places the organism in Eukaryota, Fungi, Ascomycota, Sordariomycetes, Diaporthales, Diaporthaceae.